AAUUUCCACUUCUCUCUUUCUCUCUCUCUCUGACAGCUCUUCCAUGAAGCUGUAAGAGAACCUUCUUCUUAAUUUGUUUUUAUUCAUUCCCUGAGGAUGGAGUUUCAGAGACAUUUCUUCCUUCUCUUUGUUCUCUGUUCUAGUUUCCUAUGCUCCUCCCAGGCCUAUAAAUUCUACGUCGGUGGUACAGAUGGGUGGGUCUUGAAUCCCUCCCAGAGCUACAACAACUGGGCUGCUAAAAAAAGGUUCCAAGUCAACGAUGUACUCGUUUUCAAGUAUAAGAAAGGGUCGGAUUCUGUGUUGGUGGUGAACCAAGACGAUUACAACAGUUGCAACAAAAAGAACCCGAUCAAGAAGUUGGAGGACGGUGAUUCUGAGUUCAGUUUUGAUAAAUCCGGGCCCUUCUAUUUCAUCAGUGGGAAGGAUCAAAACUGUGAGAAGGGGCAGAAACUGAUUGUUGUUGUUUUGGCUGUGAGGCACUACGGCCAAUACCCUCCUACUUCAGCUCCAACACCCAUCUCGCCGUCUCCGAAAUCAUCCUCUCCAGCACCGGCUCUGGCGCCUAAGCCACUGGCUCCGGUGCCGGCGGCUCCAAAAGGAUCACCAGUACCAGCUCCACGGUCUCAUGGGCUUGUGCCGGCGGCUCCAACAAGAUCACCAGUACCAGCUCCACGGUCUCAUGGGCUUGUGCCAGCAACGUCACCAUCAUCCAUCAGUUUCCCCCCGGCUUGGUCACCGGCAUCAACAUCUCCGGCGGCGACACAACCGUCAGUCUCACCACCAUUGGCACCCUCUCCAGAAGCCUACACCCCAGCUAUCUCACCAGGAUCACCAUCUCCGGCGGCGACAGUACCAGAAGCCUACACCCCAGCUAUCUCACCAGCAUCACAAUCUCCGGCGGGAUCACCAGCAUCAUCAUCUCCGGUGGCGACACCUCAGUCAUCGCCGCCAUCUCCGCCAGAACCGACAACUCCGUCACCGUCACCGUCGACGGCGCCCUCAACUCCGACAAAUGGGCCGGGAACUCCAUCGGGCAAUGACACUGUACCGGCGGCGUCACAAUCAUCUGCAUGGGCUUUAAAUCCCACGAAUGUGUUGGUGGGCUCGGCUACUUUGUUGCUAGGUGUGGCUUUAAGUACUGGAACUUUGGGUGCAUUUUAGAGAGAAAAAAAAAGAAGUAAUUAUUUAGUCGGAUUUGUUAUUAUUGAAGGGGUUUAUUAGUUUCUCAAUUUUUUACUUUUUUAUUUGUUCAUUUUUAGCAUAUUAGAGACAAAAUUUAGUAUUGGUUGAAAUUUAAUAAAUUCUGACUAUAUAUAUAUAUAAAUAAGAUUUUUCUUGGGUCUCA
Alnus glutinosa is the source of this 1345-nucleotide messenger RNA. Its product is annotated as early nodulin-like protein 4. The record is from RefSeq and is a predicted model, not a curated record. Lineage: Eukaryota; Viridiplantae; Streptophyta; Magnoliopsida; Fagales; Betulaceae. Gene Ontology annotation, cellular component: plasma membrane. The transcript is spliced from 2 exons. Bases 97 to 1161 code for a protein of 354 amino acids. Gene Ontology annotation, molecular function: electron transfer activity.